Molecule: messenger RNA, 924 nt
Organism: Penaeus vannamei (Pacific white shrimp)
Lineage: Eukaryota; Metazoa; Arthropoda; Malacostraca; Decapoda; Penaeidae
Product: vitelline membrane outer layer protein 1
Source: RefSeq, a predicted model, not a curated record
CCCUGGCAGCACAGGCAAAGAUAAGCAGGCCUUGGGCAGGACUUAAGCGAGGCGAGAGGCGGCUGCCCGCAUUCCCUCGCUGGCCGCCGCCGCCAUGCUGACCCUCGCCGCCGUCCUGUAUCUUGCGGCCCUCGCGCGGGCCGCCCAUGAACCCCUUGGGGUGUCGGAGAGUCUGACCCUGGAUAAUGGGCUCAACAGAGGUGACUGGGGACCCAUCGAGCUUUGCCCAGCCGGCUCCUUUGCCUACGGCUUUCAGAUCAAGUACCAGGACCUUGGCUACGUAGACGACACGGCCGUCAAUGGCCUCAAGAUCUACUGCCGCGACGGACUCGGCGCCACCACUGGCUACAUCACGAGCCUUGUUGGGAAGCACGGGACGUGGCGAAAUAUCCUCACCUGCCCGCUGUCCGAGUUCGUGGAGGGCAUGCGGGGGUACGUGCUGCCCGACCAAGGCAGCAUGCACGACGACCUGGGCGUGGACAACGUGCAGCUGUGGUGCGAGGAAGGGACCAUCCUGGACGGGAAGCUGAGGGCGGCGCCCACGGACGAGCAUCUCGCCCAGGCCGAGAGAGAGACAGUUAUCGUCGACGAACGAGAGGUUGAGGCCGUUUACCUGAAGGAUGGUCGUAAAGGAACACCGCGGAUCGCCGGGGUGUGGAGCCUGUGGGCCUACUGCUCGAACGGCAACUACGUCUGCGGCCUGGAGACGCGCGUCGAGACGGAGUCCACGUUCACGGACGACGCCGGCCUCUCCGACUUCGUGCUCUACUGCUGCUCGCCCUAAGGCGGCGGGCCGGGGCGCGGAGGCGCGGAGGCGCGGGCCGGCGCUCUGGCUGUGGUUCCGGUUCCUCGCACGGCCCGCGCGUCGGUGGCGGAGCACCUGGCGGAAUCGGGCUGCUGGACCUCAAUAAAAAGUUGAUCUUA